AUUUUGAGUGUGCUAUGUGAUGACAGUUUGAAUUUAAAAAAAAAACAUCGAGAUUGAAUUUCUAGAUAGCAUAUUAUAACAACCGACUCGCGCAAACAUGUAUAGAAUUCUAAUUGCCUGUGCACUUGCCAUUCAGGUCCAAAGUCGACCAUUUGGUACAUUUUUCUUUGGUGGUAGAGCUACACCAAUACUUCCAUGGCUACCACCAUCUCCUUCACCAAUAGCACCAUCACCACAAUAUCCUACGUCUGGUAUUUUUGAUACAAUACGCUUACAUCAAAAUGUAUACGCACCGUUCAGCCGAUAUCUUCACAGUUCGUUUAAUCCAUUGCGUCCGGCACCACAAUUUCCGCCCAGAAUUUAUGGUAGAUUAGAGACACCACCAAUUUUAUCUUAUCAACAAUUUUUCGGGCCAUCAUCAACAGCACCAUCAUUCAUACCAUCGAAUGGAUUCAAUUCAGUUGACCAACACAACGAAUUUGCACCACCAAAUAACCAAUUUCCAGCCGAUCCAUUUGGCUCAAACAAUGGACCUCAAUUCGCUCCAUCACCAUAUGCAGGAACACAGCCACCAGUUUUUGGGCAACCACAUCAAGUAUACGGACCUCCACCACCAAAUACAUUUAACCCAGCAAAUGGAAUUGUAAAUCGAUUUGAACCAUCCAAUCCAAAUUAUAAUCUACAAGGUCAAAGUCCAUUCCAACUACAACCAGGAACACAAUUACCAGUAGCACCGUUUGCAACUAAUGUUUUGCCGUUAAUUCCACACAUAAGCUCACCAGGAACAACUUAUUUGCCCCCCGCAACAGUCAAUCAAAAAGAUUCAACUCAAAAAGUAGACACAUCAUCAUUCACUACUCCAACCACCCCAGAUUCGGAAACAAAUGCAAAUGAACCUCAAACUGACUCAACAAAAUUACCAACCGUGAUGCGAGACGGUACACAGACAACACAGGAAGGAACUAGUGUAUCAAGCGUAGCAAGCGAGGCUGCAACAACCGAAUCAACAUCAACGACUGUACAGUUAAGUGAAUCAACAGCGGGAACGUCAUCCACCACUUUGGGUUCGACCGAUGCUGAAAGUACAGACUCUUCAGAAAGUACUGCUAUCAGUAACAAAACCACAGCAGAAUCAUCUUCAACAGAACCGGCUCCAACCGAACCGUCUUCAACCGAAGCAUCUUCAACCGAACCAUCUUCAACAGAACCAUCUUCAACAGAACCAUCUUUAACAGAUUCAGCCACAGAUGAUGAAAGUAAUGCAGUGUAAAUUAAGUAAACGAGCUUUGCAUAAUCUUAGCCAUAUAAAUGAAAUUUCAAUAUUUAUAGUACCGAAAGAAAGUAUUAAUGUAGUUUAUAAGAUGAAUAUUUAUUGCGAUUUCAUAAGAAGCAACUGAACAUAUGAGAAAAAAUUAUUGAGCGAAUAAAUGUUAUUUCGAACAAUAACCAUUAUGUAUUUGGUCAA
This is a messenger RNA of Contarinia nasturtii (swede midge), 1465 nucleotides long. Its product is annotated as extensin-like. Lineage: Eukaryota; Metazoa; Arthropoda; Insecta; Diptera; Cecidomyiidae. Bases 98 to 1270 code for a protein of 390 amino acids. The record is from RefSeq and is a predicted model, not a curated record. The transcript has 6 exons.